UCAACCUCGGCUCCGGGUCCAACUCGAGCAGUCUGGACGAUCUGAGCGAUGUGGACGACACGGCGGCGAUGACGACCUCUCAGGAAGAUGAGCAGGAGCCGGUCCAAAAUAGCUGCCGAGGCGAAGAGUCAGAUCAACAACAGGACCGCAGCGCGACAGCAGCUUGUGACGACGGAGUGUCGGCGGUCCAAAAUACUCACCGUGAGAACCACCAGCAGCGAGAGGAUGUUGACGGCGGUGGCGCUCGUGACGACAGCGCCGGGGAGAGCCAUUCUCUGGCCGUGAGGACGGACGAUGAGAAAAUGCGUGCAAAGACACGGCGGCGGCUGCUCGAGCAGCGCGACCGAGCGGACCCGGGUCUUAGUCUUAGCUCGGGAGCAGCCGUCGACGGCCAUCGCGACGGCCAUCGUGUUGUGUCGGCAGAGGAAGAGGAUGUGCCCCAGCCCAAGCUGACCGCCGUCUCCUCAGUCCUCAGUGGUGGUGGUGCUUCCUCAGGUGUUCCGCGUCGGUCGGAGUCCGAAUCCUUGGUGAAUCAUUCCGAGCCGCGGCCGGUCGAGCAAAUCAUGUCCAUCGUCGACGGCGACACGGUGACGACCAACGCCGCCGCCGCCGCCGCUCUGGUGGUGAAUACAAGUGACAGUAGACGGUUGGCCCCGGUGGAAUCACCUCCACCAUCGCCACCGCCACCGCCAGUAGCGAAGGCGAUCCCGUUACCGCCGCGCAGCAGCAGUGAGGUGACUAAUCGGGGACAUCCGAAGAUCGAACCGUUACCACCGCCACCACCGUUGCCCGGACGUCCGGGGGCCACCCCCUUGCCGCUGUUACCGCUGACCGUCGAGGCACUGUCGACGACGGCUUCGGGCAAUGGCGAUGGUCAAAUUCCUGGUGGCGAUCAUUCUAGUCAAGCUGAUCCUGCAGAUGCUGAUCCGAGUGGUGCGCAAGAUAGUGUCGAUGCAGUAGUACCCAUCGAAACGGUGCCCAGUGCGGACCAGAGCGUUCUGCUCAAGUACAUCCACGGCACAGAAGAAGAUACCGCAGUCCGGCCGGCCGCCGAACGGAAGAGGUCCAGUUCGAAGAAAAAAUCGUCGUCAUCGCUAACCCAACCGGACGACUCGGGGGCCAGCGGCUCCGGGAAGCGCAGUAAACCGGCGGUCGUCCCUCGCAGUGGUCCGGGCAACGACGACGUAGACCGUGGACCAAAAAUAGAACACAUCAACGGUGGUGCUGCCGGUGCUGUUGCUGCUACUGCUGCUGGUAGUGGUCAGUACCAGCGCGUGAACGGUGGUGGUUAUGAAGCAACUGCACCACCACCGCCUAUCGCUACCCCCGUGGCCCCCGUCUCGACGGUGGGCGUAGGCGAGUUUCGUGCGACAAUGACGGGUAAGCUGGACGGUCCCGAUCGCGAUCUGCGCUCCGAGCUGUGCCGCACUAAGGACGCCGAACUGUUGGCCGAGUUCCGCAAGCUGGAACAGGAGACGGCACGGUACGAGCAGGAGCUGCAGAAGAUAUCGGUCCAGCAGCGCGAGGAGCGUGUGCUGACCGAAAACCGGACCUACGUCGUGUCGAAGCAGCACGACUUUGUGGUCAACUCGGAGUGGACUAACAAUGGCACAUCCGGGAGGAUGCGAAACGGUACCUCGACGAAGAUUCCCGCUCCACAGCCGAGUCGGGGUGAUCCGAGAGGCCAACAGCCAGCACCGGCGGCAAUACCUGGUCCUCCACCGGCACUGCCCACAGCAGCAGCCGCAGCAGCAGUUCAGGAUCAGGAAGAGCAGGAGUACUGCACGAAGAAGGUGAAGGAGCGCGUCCAGGAGCUGAUGGCGUCCGAGGCGGCUCGCGCUGCCGCUGGACCCGUGGUCCGACGGAAUGGGGCCACCGCAACGGUGAGUGCCCCGUCGACCCCGACCGCUAGCCGCCGGAAGCACAUCGAGGCCGAGUUUCGCCAGUUCCGGGAGCUCCGUGCCCAAGAGCAGCAGCAGCUGAAAGCCGGCCAUGUUGUUGGAGCCUGUCAGGUGCCAUCGAAAAUCCCACUCCCCGUCGUGGGGUCAUCCCCGGUCGGUGGGAAAAGCGCUCCUAGUGGCCUCGACGAUCAGCAGAGCGGCGAGGAUGCGGUCCGGGUGAACGUGGCCGCACUGAUCGCGACGCACCAGGAGAAGCAGGCUAGCCAGGCACCCCCGUUGGGCCAGCUCCGGAAUCGGGUACCCUUGGUCGCCCCUCCUGAGACGGCCUGUCAGCCACCGGGUUCCGCACCGCCCGCAGUGACCGAUGCGUCCGACGAAGUCGUGGUUAGUGUCAGCGACAAGUGUCAACAGUUUGAGCGACGGAUCCGCCAGAACUCGAUCGGGCAGCAGUGUCCGGGCGAUGGCUGGGCAGGAGGACCUGAGCCGCAGGCGGGGCCAACGCCACCGCCACCGCAGGCAACACCGAAACGGGCGCUGAAGGGUACGCACGAGCGGCAGAUGAGUGGUAAUGCGUGUGGUGCCGACUGCUCCGAGGCCGAUUUGCUGCAUGAAAUCGAUCACGCCCUAGUGCUUGCUAAAGACUUCCUGUUCACGCGCGGCGUUUGGUCUCCGUUCAACCGGUCCACCGAGGUGCUGACGAAGGAGGAACUUGCGGAACGAUCGGCCGCCGCCAGCAGCGGCAAGCCACCGUCCGAACCCCUGCAGCCCGUCUGGGUACCACGGAGUGCCCCGCCCUCCCCGGCCAGCGAGCGGCGCGAGUUCCGACCGAUCGGCUUCGAGUCGCCGACCCCGUCCCGGCGAACCGUCGGCACACCGUCACCUGCCUCGGUGGCCGCCCCCUGGACGCAGCCCGGCUACACUCCGCCGGUGGAACCGACGAUCCAACCGACCGGCGUCACCACCGCGCCACCCCAGCAAGUGCGCUUCCCGCCGCUACCACGUGGCACUUCCGGUGGGGCAUCGGAACCGACCAUCAAUUCGCUGCUCAAAUCGAAAGAUGGUAAGACUGCCUCGGUAACAUGCACUGACACCAACACAGCGGCGGUCACCACCAGCAGCAGCACGGUGGCCAAGGCCUUCUACCAGCAGCAGAGUGGUGCCACCACCGUUCGAAGUGCCAGCAGCCCAGCGAUCCCACUACCUGCCCCUGACAGGAUGCAGUCCACCACCAGCCACCACCAGGUGGUCCACCAGCCCAAAGUGGACGGAAUCGGUCCGACGACCCGGGAGGGUAUGCCACUGACGCUGCGAUCGGAAAUAGACGAAGGCAACCGCGACAAGUGGUACAAGCAGAUGUAUCAAACGCUCCACAAGGCGCACGACGAUGACGAUUAUGUGACCGUGCGGUACAAAACACGUAAAGGUUAUCCGUACAAGUCACCGGGCGGUUACCAGUCGGAACCGGAGCCGAACUACGAUUCGGACUACACGAUCAAGUACAGCACCCUCGACCGCAGGCGAACUCCGAUCGGGUUGAGCCCUACGAGUUACAACAAAUUCAACACCUUGCAACCAAACCCCGGCGGAAGUCAACAGGCCUCAGUCCAGCAGCCACCGGUUCGUGCCCGGAACGUCGUACCGUACCGGAACCAGCCGGGCCGGAUAGAGAACUACACACCGGGACGAUCGUCCAUCUCGGACAAGGAAUCGAAAGAGCACCAAAAGCAGCUGACCACCAGCAAGACGUACGAGGGCAACCUUUCGAGGGCCCUGCUGAAGGAGCAACAAGGGUACGAGAGCGACUCGACGCUCGUGUUCCGGAAACGGGUCGAUCAGGUGGACGCUGGAUCCGCACUUAGCCCGGUGGAGCAGAAGCAACACUACCGCACGAUGCAGGCCGGCGGUGAAAUUCCGCUCCACGGCUUUCGCAAACCGGCACCGGAAAAACCAAAAGAUCGUCCGGACUGCGAGCUGCGGGUGGAGAUCCAGGAGCAAGUGACCACACGCCCCUGUACGAACCCGUUUCUGAGCGCACCGCCGUCCGCACCGAUCGCAUGCUAUCCGAUCACGAGCAUUGCCCGGCCACUCGACCUAUUCGGAGCGUUUCCACGUGAGACGCGCACCUUCGUACCGCCGGCCCCACCGAGUCGCAAGUCUUCCCGCAGCAACUCCACGCUGCGGAUCAUCGCAAGGACGACGGCGAACUACGGUGCCCCACGGACGCUGGUGCGCCGGGCGGACGGGCAGCAGCAGGGCGUCAACUAUCGCUCCAAAUCGGCCGGACCAGCGAUGGCGGCUGCGUCCGCGAAGGAGGAGAAAAACCACGAGAACAGUACGCGCGUGGCGAAACGUUCGGGCGGCUCCCGUAGUCCGACCACCUCUGGCCAGCAGCAGCAGCGUCGGGCCAGCCCGAGUCCGGUCGCGUUCGGGCGUGGCAUCUCCAAGGAGCGCACGUUUGCCGAGGAAAAGAAGCGCAUCGAGGAGAAACUCCCGAAGGUGGUCUCCGUGUCGACGAGCAUCCUGCGCAAUCCGGACCUUCGCUCACCGAACGAGGUGAAGAAGGCGCUCCGCAGCUCGUACCUGGUGCCGCCGGCGCAGCCGCGUGAUCUGUACGCCACGUUCGGCCGUGGUCGCUCCUCGCCGUCGUCCUCGUCGUCGGUGAAACGGUACUGCUCCCAGAGUGUCUACUCCUCGACGAGGAGCCUCCAUCGGGGUACAGGAGCAGCUCCCAAGAAAGAGACGGCCGCCUCCGUCGUGAAGGCCACCGUGACGAAGCCGAGGGCGCACAUCCGUCGACCGAGCGUCACGAUCAAGACGAGCUUCGAGCGAGCGGCCGCCGUCCAAAAGUCCAAGUCGAGUUCCAACCAGAGCCUGGCCAGGACCAGCUCCACGUACUCGAUCGAUUCGACGCCCAGCUCGAAGCGUCGUUCCCGCGUGUCGUACAUUCCGGCCAGUACCUGCCACACGCUUCCCCUGACGAGCGCCAGACGCGGCGCUGCUGCGGCCACCACUUCGGCCCGGCUGAAGCCCCGGCACGCUGGUAGUCUCGAUCGGAAGAUCACCAUCGUCGGACCGAAGAGGCGAUCGGAAGACGGCGUCAAUGAACGGUACAGUGAGCACCUUGUCCAGCGGACUGCGGAUAGCAUAAGGACGGAUUCGUUCUUCCGGAAUCUGUUCCUCAAACCGGGCGACAGUGCGGCGGUCGUCAGUGGUCCGGUCAGCAGCGUGCUGGAGAAGGCUCGGCUCUGGAACAGCCUGGCGAGCCGUUCGGAACCAUCGCUUCGGAAGUCGGCCACGUCCUCAGGCGCACGUGAGGCUGCCGGUGAGGUGAUCGAGCAAGUGAACCGCUUCGAGUCACUGGUGAGACUCAGCGACGAGCAGGAUUCGCAGCAGUUCGGGUACGUCCGCGGGAGGCGCAUGAAGAUUGAUUACAGCAGCAGCUACCACGAGCGGAGUCGCAGUGAGCCUCCGACGACGACGACAACGACGAUGACCACCACCACUACCAGAUCGACCGUGAUCCAGGAGGAGCUGGUGGGUACGGGAGGCGCUCCCCGAACGAUUGUGGGCCGGCGAGUGGACGUUGCCAAGCGUACCUCACGGUCACCCUCGUGUCGUCGCAUAAGGACACUGCGCAGUGAGGGUCACGUCCGGCAGAUCGUUCGUGCGCGAAGCCUGAGCGCCAACGAGCGGCAGUCCCACCCGUCGGCGGAACUGGUACGCAGCCACUCGCUCAACCUCGGUGGUGGCGGUGGUGGUGGGGUCUCGCGGGCACGGUUCCGUGAGCUGAACCACUUCUACAGCAGCCUCGAGCGGCUCGGGCAGUUGGAGCACGUCACCUCCUGUUCGUCGGGUGAUCUGCGGGCCAGGGCGCUGGGGGCCCGCCCCGGUGAGGACAUCAUCGACUACGACCUGUGGAAGCGGGUCCGGGAGCACGAGAGGGCCGAGCGGGAGUUGUGGCAGCUGCGGAGCAAACUGAAACAGGAUCAGCGCGAGCGAGACUUUUUCUUUCUGCCCCGCGACCCGGCGGAUGUGCGCUGGAACCGGGACCAGGAUAUGGGGCUGCGACAGCGCGAACGUUCAGUCGAGGACCUGAAGGGGGUGUUAGCCCAGCAGGCGCGGGCGUUCGAGGGGGCCAAACUGCGGCAGCUGGCGGUCGUGAAGGACCACUACAAGCCGCUGUGGCGCGGUUCGUCCGUCCUGGACGUGGCCACCCAGCUCGAGGAGCGAUACUGCGGGGCGGAAGACGGGGUGGGGGGCGAGAAGCGGGACGACAGCGGGGGGCCACAUUCGCUCGAUUCGGCGGCCAGCAAGCAGCGGUACGGCGUCAUCAGCAGCACCCUGCUCAGUACGCUCAGCUCGGAGCAGAUGCGCAAGCUGAAGUGUCAGCUGAGUGAGAUCUACAGCGGAGGCGGAGGUGGAGGUGAGGUGGAAGAGGAGUACGUCAUUAACGUGCCGGAGCGGGCCAACCGACUGGAGACGCUGCUCCGCGUGCGCAGCCACUCGGUCCUGACGAAGGAUCAGGUGCAACUUCCGGGUCCUGCGAGGGAGGUGGGCGUCCCGGACCGGAAGACGGUGGGGCGCGCCGCGGAAGUCGAGGCGAUGGAGCGGCGCGUCACGUCACUGUCACGAUCCCUCUGCCAGGAGCUGAAAAGCAAGAUGGCCGUCAACCACCACUCGCUGCCGGUCAUCGGGAGCAAGCGAAAGGACCGACCGUCGAUCCUGCCGGUGGAGGGCGGUGGUGGUGGGGGCGAGCGUUUCCACUCGCUCGAGCGCGGUCUCAGGAAGCACGCGCAGCGGCAGAAGGAAGCGACGUAUGCGGACGCGGACGAAAGUGCCUCGUCGGAGACGUCCAACCGGACGGUGAUCUUCCGGACCACCGCCAGUGGUGGCGCCGUGGUUGACCCACCACCACCCCCCUCGGACCCGUCUGCCACGGCGGAGGACAUCAAGAGCCGGAUACGGUACUUUGAGGAGAAGCAGUCGGACGUGGAUGCGGCACCGCCCGUCACGGUGUACCGGGCGCGGGACGACUCCGAGUCCCCCUCGGAGGAGGACGACGCAACGGUGGGGGUGGCGGCGGCGGACGGGGGGCAGCGAACGUCGCUGGCACACUCCCAGUCAUUCACCGACCUGAAGGACCUGUUCGGUGAGAAGCGCUCCGUGUCCUGCUCGUACGCGCCCUUCACGCUCCGCUCGCGCAGCUCCACCCCGGACUACGGGGCGGGUCUGCAGCCGGGCGAGGUGAAGAAGAUCGCCGGCAAGUUCGAGUCCGGCUCGUGCAGCCCGCCGCCGCCGGCCCCGCGCCACUAUCAGAGUGAUUCCGAGUUGACGGGCACGACGAGUGGUGGCCCCGUCCGGGCGCACGAAUCGGGCGACGUGUCCCGGAUGACGCACCGGUACGAGGUGCAGGCACGGUUACCCCGCUGCCGGAAGCGCAAGGAGCGCAUCGCGUCGCCGAUCCCGCGGCAUCCGGCCCUGCGCCGGGACGACCGCUUCAUGCCGCACAUCAACGUGAUCAGCAAGACGGCCUCGCUGAAGCGCGAAAUCGGGGGUGGAAAGAGGGUUGGUGCCGGUGCCGCCACCCGCCGGAGUGCCUCGUCCGGCAGCGAGGAGUUCGAGCGGCUCAAGAGUAAGUUCGAGUGCGGCGGCGGCGGAGGCGGCGGUCCUUUGGGCGGCCUUUCGCUGGUCGGCAAGAUGUACACCUCGGUGCCGGACAUGCGCGAGCUGAAGGACAUCUGCGGGCACCUGUCCGGUGAGUGGAUCGCCCACCAGUUCCCCAAGCCGGCCGACAAUGCUCGCCGGCCACCGGGCGCCGGGCGCCGCGGACCCACCGCGCCUUCGAGUCCCACCUCCCCGAGUCCCGAUCCUCACCACCAUUCCCACCGGCACCACUCGGUUCGCUCAGAUCGUCCUCAGACCGACGGCGGCGGCGCAGAACCACCCAAGUCCAAGCCCAAGUCCGGAACCGAGCCCGGUGGCCCCUCAGCGUCGUUCCUCAAACAGUUCUACGACCAUCGUCGCACCAAGUUGGAACCGGAAUCGGAGCCUGGGGGCCGGACAAAGUCCGAUCGUCCCGUGUCCGAUCGGCAGCGCGAGGCGGAAGCCCUCUGGAGAAAGAUCCAAUCGAUGGCCAACAAGUCGACCGUCACAUUCGAAGAACCGCACAUCACGUUCCCAUCGCCCCCCCUGAAAGGAGCACCACCGUCGACACCGCCAACACCACCACCACUACCCUUCCUUCCAUCACCGUCAUCGAUCGGUCUGAGUUCGAACGGCGCAGAAUCUCCACGGCGUUACAUCGAGAGCGAUGUUAACAUCCACUACAAAACACCGAUCCGGUUCGAGUACAAGGACCCGAUCCCGGACGAUGAGCUGGCGUACCGGCAGGCGGAGCAUAUGCGCCGCGUGUACCAGGAGGAGCGCCGCCGGAAGUACAUCAACGAGCUGGAGGACAUGCACUCGCGGCGCCACACGGACAACAUACUGCCGUCGCAAAAGUCACCGAUCCCGCUCAAUCGGUACGACGACUUUGCCGCGGACCUUUCGCCCAAACCGCAGCAGCCGCCGCUGAAGACGAUCGCACGCGCACUCUACAACUUCCAGGGCCAGAGCAUAAGGGAGCUGUCUUUCCGCAAGGGGGACAUUAUUUAUCUCCGGCGGCAGGUGGACAAAAAUUGGUACGAAGGAGAGCACAACGCCACCGUUGGGCUACUGCCAGCAAACUAUAUCGAGAUUCUCACCAGGGAUAGCGCGAAUGUCGCGAUCAGCAAACCGGCGCUUACCAAACGGCACCCCGUCCGGGAGGGAAAGGCCCGGGCAAAGUUCAACUUUACCGCACAAACGGCCGUCGAGCUGUCGCUGCUGAAGGGUGAACUGGUCACCCUGACGCGCCGGGUGGACGACAAUUGGUUCGAGGGCAAGAUCGGCAGCAAAAAGGGCAUCUUUCCGGUAUCGUAUGUAGAGAUACUAACCGAUAUUGAUGGUGCCGAAAGCUACGAUAUCGAGCCGGUCGUCAGUAAGCCAGUCGUGCAUCACCAACCGGCGGCGCAAUCACUCACCACGCACUACGGCACCACCACGCACAGCAAUGGGCGCGUUUCUCCCGGGAUCGUGCGGGAAACGAAGACGGUGCAGAAAACGGAAGUUCUGCACGUCGACACGUCCAACGAACCGAUUUCUUACCGAGCCCUGUACAACUAUAAACCACAGAACACGGACGAGCUGGAGCUGCACGAAGGGGACAUUGUGUACGUGUUGGAAAAGUGUGACGACGGUUGGUACGUUGGGACCUCGGCCCGCACCGGGUGCUUCGGGACGUUCCCGGGCAACUAUGUCAACAAAAUGUGAGAGGGUCAAACCUAGCCGGACCACACCACAAUGACGUGGAGAGUGCGAGCUAACAUCACGAAAAGCAGCAGCUAGUAGAGUAUAGGGUCCUUGCCAAUCGUUGUAGAACCAAGUUUUUAUGCCACAAAGAAAAAUACCAAAAAAUUAACCAUUAUCGACGUAGUUCUCCCACUAGUCAUUUACUGGUAACUACACCACAUUUUAACAAAGCAACCGUUUGUUGAUCGUUCACGGACAAAGGAAGUGAACCGUAAUGCGUUUUAUAGAGGAGAAUCUGUUGGAAACAAAGCAACAAAGAGACUAACACACCACGACGGCAGGGCGGCCGCUGUCCGCAGUCUUUCUACCGGUUGGCCUUAACAACAAUUUGAAAAACGGAUGUGCCUUCAAAGUGAGCAGCAAACGAAACGAAAACGUGACCCCCGCGCGUUCGCUGCGUGAGAUGAACGCAGGGAGCAGGGAGUUAUGGGAAAACACAAUCAGGAUACGUGUGUCGGCCAUUAUACUGUGAGCAGAUUUCAGAAACCUAUUACUACGAACGAAAGGUACAAGCCAUCUCUCCGGGGAAGAGAGCCAGUUAAAGACAGGAAAGCGAUCGAGGAGCGAGAUCAAAUGUUUAUAGCUAGAGACACCCUUGUUGGAGCCGGAUUAUUUUGUGAGUGACACACGAGCGCACCCGCAGCACGACCACCACUUUGUACUUGAACUCGGGAUCGUCCUCCGUGAAAGGCCAACGAGCAGAUAUUCACUGUUACGGAACUCUGCAGCCACUCUAACUCUAACCUCUAACAUCUAGUAGUGAGAAUCAAGUUAACCUCUUCACUUCACUCGUAAGCAAUAUAACAAGCGGAACACGGGCCCGCGGUGGGUAGUGUUCGAGAAACAAGAGUGACCCCUCGAUGUACCGCGGCGUGAUACUAAAAAGAGAAUUGUCCACUAAACACAUUAUACUCGUAGUAGGCCGUACGUUUUACUGACACACUACAUCAUACACACCAAAAUUACACACCGCUAGCUGUUCCGUUGAGUGUGGUUCCAUAAUAAACAAACUAGCAAACCCA
Molecule: messenger RNA, 10312 nt
Organism: Anopheles bellator
Lineage: Eukaryota; Metazoa; Arthropoda; Insecta; Diptera; Culicidae
Gene: CAP
Exons: 18
Coding region: 69-9251 (3060 amino acids)
Molecular function (GO): protein binding
Source: RefSeq, a predicted model, not a curated record